ACCAGAUACGGUCCCACCGACAGCGGUGCUUGGCAACCCGUAUAAAACGUGAUGACGUCUGCCUCACUGAGCGUAUUAUGGGAUGUGUGGAAUUAAACAGCGAAGGCAGUAGAUAGAAGAAAAAAUAUAUAGCUUAUAAACGAGGUUGAAGUAAACAUGGAGCUAUCGGCUGUUGGAGAGCGUGUCUUCGCUGCCGAGUCCAUCAUCAAACAACGCAUAAGAAGAGGUCGAAUGGAAUAUCUUGUGAAAUGGAAGGGCUGGUCUAAAAAAUAUAGCACCUGGGAACCAGAGGAAAACAUACUAGAUGCGCGCCUCUUCGCUGCGUUCGAAGAAAGGGAGCGUGAAAGGGAGUUAUUUGGGCCUAAGAAGAGGGGACCGAAGCCGGAGACAUUUCUGCUGAAGGUGGGGGAAUUUAACAGUGACUGUCAUGAGUUAGUUAGUCCAUGUUUCAGUCAUAUUUAUUUUCUUACUUAUCACCUAUGUUUUCCGACAAUUGAAUCAUGAGUGUUGUGGUCUGAUAGAAUGUCAGACUACAAAAUGUCUGAUAUUCAGCUAAUAAAUAGAUGAAAGUGCAACAUUGUCUGUUAUCUUGCUCUUUAAUUUAAUUUUUUACCUCUGCUUUAAUUUCCGUUUUGAUGUUAUUGUUCAAGCUCCUAGUUGAAUAAAGUAACACACGUUUCCAAGUUACAGUGGGAAAUAAAUGUAUCGCAAAAGAGUGAAUGCAUGGGGCUUACUUUUUGUUCAAACAUUGUCAUUACCAACCAAAUUGGCAUCAUUGUAAUAAGGAUUUUGGUGUAGGGAAAUGGCAUGUGGAUGAACAAUGUCAAAUAGGCUAUAGGCCUAUUUCAUUGUUGGAAAAUAUCUGCAAUGAUACAGCUUAUUAAUAACAGGAUUUAGCCUUCCAAGUACAUGUUUAUGAACCCCCAUACUUAUCUAACUUGACCACCUUUAUACAGGCAAAGGCGAAAGCCACAGCAAAGACUUAUGAAUGCAGAAGAGAAAUGCCAAGGGGGAUUCGUGUUUCAUACCCUGUUCCGAUGCCUAUGAUUACACCGAGAGCUCGAGAGGGACUACGGGCUGUCGUGCCCACAAUCUUUCCCCCUAGCACGGUCAACCGAGGAGAGAGCGUGAGGGUCAGACUGCCAGAGACAGAGAGAAGGCUGCGACCGGCGCCUCCGCUCCCAUUCAUGGCUGAGGAAUUUGUCAACAUCCCUAAAAAAAGGGGACCUAAACCCAAGUUGCGUUUACGAUUCAACAUGGAGCCAGACAGCUGUCCAACAGAGGAGCCCGCGAAGAGGAGUCGGUUAGAGGAGCAGCAGGUCCCAUACGGUCUGUCUAAAAUGUCCAGACAUUGUCAUCAUGAAGGCGAAACAUCUAAGAGAAGUGUCAUCCAGUUGACACGCAGGUUUCAAGAGGGAACGAGCAUUGUGCCAAAAUCAAACAAAGCUCAAAGACUGCUGGGGACUGUGUCCCAUCCUGGCACCCAUAGCCAUGACGGUAGACUCGUCCAUAAGGCUAGACUCGAUCAACAGAGCCGCAGGACUUUAGAAUGCCCUGGGGGCAUGUCUGUCCCACACCCCAAACUGAAGCAUGUGUCCAAAAACCAUUUCUACAGAGCCAGUGACUCUUCUUCAUCCAUGCAACAGUCUAGGCCCAUUGUUGUCGCCAAAUCACCUGCAUCGAGGAGUUCUGGAGAGCAGUCAGCAGUGUCUUGGAGGCCUUGUCUGGAUAAUGUUGAGAAGGUGGUGGUAACCGAUGUGACAACAAACUUUUUGACAGUCACCAUCAAAGAGAGCAGCACAGACAAAGGAUUUUUCAAAGAUAAUAGAUGAAAUGAAGUCAGUAUCUGCUUCACAUAACAUGACUAACAAUGCAACAGCUAUUUGUAAGAACUUAGUAAUAGCUUAAUCAUGAUCAUUUGAGAUCCAUUUUCUAUAGGCCUAACUAUAUCCAGAGUGUAUGUUUAAUAUGUAUUAUGUCAAAGUAUUUAAUGUAAUAAUGACCAAAUUAAACAUGUCUAUAUAGUUUAUUUGAAUAUAAUUUUUUGGAUAACUAUUUCAUAUUUUCAUUUAAACUUUUAUACAUUAAUUAAGAGUCUUACAUUUCCUCACCUUCUAAUGGGGCUUUCAAUUCAGCCUGGUUUAAAUGUGGUAUGCUAUAGAGGUAUGUAAUAGCUGUUAUUUAAUAUAGCAAUAAGGACUUUCCCUAAUGUUUCAUACCAUUUUCUGUACACAUUUAAAAAAUAUAUUUUAAAAAUAUUUUCACAUUUUGUAUUAACAUAAUUGCAAGGAUAGACAUGCAUGUAGACCUACCUAGUGUAAAGUGUAAAUGUUUAAAAAUAUUUGGAAAAUACCUUCCAUUAUCCACAGCAUAUUCUAUGCAAUAAACCGAUAAUAUUCGUGUGAAAAUGUAUGUCAGGUAAGGUUCAAUGGACGAACUUGACCUAUAGUUAACAAUUACCCUAAUACACAACGCUGUGCUCCCGUGCAGCAGCCAGUGCAGUUGGAGCUCGGCGGUUGAAAUGUUCCCUGGACUCCCUGAUGUGUGUCAAAUCAGUUCAGCACAGCUGGGGCUGGCGAUAUUUUAGUUAUGACUUCCACUGAACUGCUUUAGAAAAAUGCAGGAGCAAAACACAUCAGUUUCCGAUGCUGAGUUAAUUUGUUUUUGGAUUUGAGGUAAUCAUUUGUAAAAAUGUAUUUUGUUGGCUUAUUCAAAUAGCCAUUUGGGAAUUGUUUCAAAAUAACCCGUCUGUGGAUUUUCAUGACACGACUAAUUGUUUGCUUGAAGAAACCUUCGAACAAGAUAAUUAAAUGGGACAAUGAUUAACGGAGGUUUGGGGUUUCUUCAGGCAAACAAUUAGUUGUGUCAAGAAAAGUCGGUGUUUAAGGACCGGACUGGUCAGAGUUGAACUUUUUGACAGUGUCUAAAUGGUAGGUUUACUUCAGUUAGGGUAGAUAACAAUGAAUUACCGUUUAGCUCUGAAGCAUUGGUCAUGGUGCGAGCUAAUGAGUUUUGAUGAUCUAUUGCUCGUUAGACCAAUUUUGUCCUUUCUAAUUAUUUGUUCACAAUCUAGAUGGAUAUUCGCAUGGGGUCUUGAUUAGUAGACAAUGACGUGCAUGUAUGUAGUCAAUAUUUGAUCACUUGACUUAUUAUUCUUAGUUCUAUUGACAGACUGCCGAAAGAAAUGGCACACAUGGGGCCACAGACUGCUUCAUCUUUUGGAUCUUGAAUUGGACCACAACCUUUUAAUUAAAUUAGUCGAACGCUCAUUAAAAACAAUUCAAAAUAUCAUGUCCAACUGCAUCUUAGAAGUAUUCCUACUUUUGAUAAUGCCAAUAUCUAAUGGCUUCUGCGUUGUAGAUUUGCUUAAUUAUCUAUAGCCUAAUAUAAUACAGGUUUUUACAUUCAUGUCAGCCUAACAAUUGACGUUUCUAUCUUUUGGAAAGUACGAAAUAUGACUCAUCAUCACACACCCUGAUGACCCACGCCUCCUUUUAUAAACUGAGCUAUAUGACUCGCCUAGUUAAAUAAAGGUUCAAUAUUAAUACAGUAGGCCACACACCAUUUAUCUACUGCAAUCAAUUACUCUCGCACGCCCGGGACUAUAGGCCAACCCAUGUGUAUGUGCAACGUUAUGUCUCCUAAUUGUUUUAGGCCUAAGCAUAUGUCUUGUGCGACAAGCAAUGUAUAGACGGUGCCAGACGCACGGCAGUGGGGUAAGCUAUAUUACUAUGCAGGGACCAGAGGGCACGGGAGUCUCAUUGCAGGUGGUUGCCGUCGGGGACCGUUUUAGCCAGCCAUGGGUUGGUCCUGGGCAGGAGGGCCAUGAUCGUUCAAAAGGUGCAGAUGAAACGCGGAUGCUGCUGGAUGUGUGUGAUGAUGGGAUGUCUGUGUGGCAUUUUUGACUAUUUUCAUAUGAUGCGGUCGUGCCUCGAUAUGGGAUGGGGUGCUUGCCCUUGCAGGUACGGCAGUAACCCUCAAGACCCGGGUGGAGUGUCACAGACUCAACUCUAUGUUGCCAUAAGCCUUUUAUUUUAUUAUUCACGAUUUUAAUAUAUAUUAUUCAAUAGGAGUUAUAAUACCACAUUAAAGAAAAAUAUUACUUUGGCCAAUUAGCAUAAUGCGUCUUAUGGACAGAUGAUGUAACAAAAUGUAAAUGACAUGCCUGCAGGGAGACAGAAAUAUUACAGUGCUGGAGCUGAGCUAGAGGCUGACUGUGACCUUAAACCAGCUCUGGCAUGUCUAACACUCUGGCCCAUUAUUUUAAUUGAGGACCCCAAACGAGCCCAUUUUAUUGCUUGAGGCCACCAUUAUUAGCCAGAUAAUGAUACUUUUGCGAAGAAAAAAACUAGUUAUGCAGGCAAAAACUGGACCAGCCCUUCUGGCAUUUGCCCGAAAUGCCAGAUGGCUAGUCUGCCCCUAUGGGACACUGAACCACUAGCCUAGAAUUCAGUCAGUCUGGGGGCUGAAUGCCACUCGGACUAGAGGGUUAUUCUCUCUCUUUUUGUAGAAUAACAAAGUGUCCAUUCAUGUUGCUCUCCCCAGGGAACUGGGCUCUGGCCUCCGAACACGUGACUCAAACAGACCAACCUGAGAGCGCGUGUGAAAAUGAACCUGGCUGUGACAACAGCGCGAGCCACUCAACUGCCAUUGACAUUUACAAGGCCUUCCCUUACAGCUGAAUUCUGAUAGACGAUUGAAAAUAAUAGCUAUUCCUGGGUAUAGUUCGGAAUACUUUUUAUAGACUAAAUUAAAAUAGUGUAGGUUAAGAAAUACAUACAUUAUUCAUGUUUAAAAUGAAUGAAAGGUGCCCUAUUUUAGCUCUUUGCAAUUUAAAAAAUCUAGCCUAUAGACUGUUAUUACUACACAGUAGGCCUAUGUCUGUUAAAUUUCCACCUGGUUGAGGAAAGGACAUAUCCUUUUCGUAGCCUAUACCCUAGCAGAGGACUUUCCCCGCAGCUGAGAAAACAUCUGCCUAAGUUCUCCAUAUGAGUGCAAUUUACCAAACCACAUUCCCAUCAAAACGCAUAAGCCUUUGAUCUCGCACCACCGGAGGGGGCCAACCAAGUCCUGUGAACAACCAACAGUAUUAUACACAUGUGGUUGCUGGAAAACCCGCAAGAUGUCGCCAUGGUCUUGACUUGCACCUUUUGUUGCUUGGGCCCAGAAGGAUUGCUAUUUUGUUCACAGGUUUUAACCCUCAUUAACGUUAAACCGAGACGCGCAUGACCUGCAUUUUCCAGAUGUGCAUUACAUGUACACGGCCACUAGAUAGAGCCCAAGUAUCAAAAAUACGUUAUACCUUUUUUCAGUUCUUGGCCUGGGCCUGUUCCUAGUUGGAUGGAUUUCGUCAUCAUUACCGUUAUUCGCCCUCCCCAUCUCCUUCACCCCCACUCACCACCCAAACUAUACUAUCUGUGGCCGUUAGGCCUACCAUUCGUUUUUAUAGAACCAAGCCUAUCAUUACAAAAUGCGAUUUAAAUUAUCUGCAUAUAUAUACAAACAACAUCGUAUUAUUUUGUUCAUUUAUUUUAUGAGUUAUUUACUUUUAUAGGCCAAUGUUUAGGGGUUGAAUGUGCAAAUAUAAAGUGUUCGGAAAAUACGUAUCAAUACUAACCUACAUAAAUAAAAGGCUUCUAAAUAAGAAGUAAUUGGCAUUUUUCCGCCAUUUAUUUCCCAAAGUUUCACUAAGGCUCCAAUUAUCCAGGUGUGGAAAAUCUGUGAGUCGCGCAGUGCACUUGGAGGUAACAGAUGGCUGGAGCCUGUACUGCGGAUCGUCUUUUCACUGAACUAACCUAAAACAAAAGCUAAAACAGAUUGAACGCGUAUUAAGUCGUGUGGGAACGUAGGCCUAAAUAAUGCGAUUUAAAAAAUGUAAUUACGUUUUGGUCAACCUUUUUCGAUUAUUGGACCCACAGGCUAUUCCGAUUGAUAGCCUAUACCUACAAUUUGCCACAAAUAGCCUACAUGUUGUUUUUUCCAUUUUACACAACUUCUAUCAUUAAAUGAUGUCACGACAAAUAAAAAUUACCGCCUUUGAAACUGUUUCGAUUUACCAAUCUUUGGGCUUGGUAAUUACGCCAUUGAUUGAUUGAUUGAAUUUAUUUGACAAGUUGUAAAAUACAUACAUAAACGCGCUCCAGCCAGUGACGCCUCCACAUACAAUUUAAGAAAAUCAUCAAGGAUAACACAAUUAAGCUUAUUAGCUUAUUUCCAUUGUGGUCCAACGGUAAUGAUGACGAAAUCCAUUCCCGGUUGUAUCAACCUUCAUCAUCCUCACACAUACACACACACACAAUAGCGAGGACAUCCAUUUUCUACCAACGCUGUCAGGGGGCUAGGGUGCACGUGGCUAAUCAUACAACGCAGCCGCAGCGUCAGUCACAGGCGUCCACAGAUGUUGCUAAGAGAGCAUCUCAGUGAGCUAGCAGAAGGAUUGGAGCGGAACAUUGGUGAUGUUUUCUCACCAAGUUGAUUUUGGAUUCUAUUUUUAUUCCUAUAUUUGGUGCAAUGUCGCCAACUCCAAGGCUGAUUUUCAUGUAUGUACUGUUCCUCUGCUGGUUGUCUCCCAGCGCGGCAGACCUAUGCAACUGGAGUGGAAGUGGUUUGGCGCGUGAGGCUGAGGCUAACUCGCGGACUGUGCAGCAGGUGCGGCUGCGUUGCACAGAGGGUUCGGUGGAGUGGGUCUACCCGGGCCAGGCGCUUCGGGUCGUCCUGGAACCCAACCUGUCCUCUGCGCGCCACACAACGGUCUGCAUCAAACCGUUCCGCAGCUUCAACGGUGCCAGCGUCUACAUCGAGCGGGCUGGGGAACUUGACCUGUUGAUGACGGAUGGAGGGCGGCCGGAGCAGGUGUUCUGUUUUCCGGCGGACGGACCUCAGAAGCCAGCCAUCUUCCUCCUGGCGAACCCGCAGAGGGAUAUCAGCCAACGCGCAGUAGGCUUCAGAUAUGAGUUGCUGGGCAAUCAGACCACUGCUCCCAACCUCGGCCGAAGUGUGUUGCAGGCUAGCUGCCGUCCCUGCAAUGACACAGAGCUCCUCCUGGCCAUCUGCAGCAGUGACUUUGUGGUUCGCGGCUCCAUCAGGAACGUAUCCCACAAUGCUGAGCGGCAGACAUCGUUGGUGGAGGUCUCAGACGGGAGGGUGUACCGGCAGCGUAGCGGGGUGUUCGAGCGUCACACUGGCACCAUAGGGGUUCCCGGUUCCAGUUCCUCAUGGCACGGUCACAUCCACACACUGUUACAGUGUCACGUAAAGCCUGGGGGCGGAGAGUUCCUAUUCACAGGGACAGAACACUUUGGGGAGGCCUGGCUGGGUUGUGCCCCCCGCUAUAAAGACUUCAUGUCCCUCUACCAAUCAGCUUGGGUGGCUCGUCAGAACCCCUGUGAGUUCCCGCUGGACUGAGGGUGUGUCCCAGUUCCUAGUGGCGAUCCAUGAGCCCUGUGACCUAUAUGUAGGGUUUAUUUUCUUAAAUGGAACACAUUGAGUCUCUUCUUUCUACCCCAGUUGGCAUGGUAGAGAUUAUGUUGCCGUGGCAGCAAGCGAGAUGAGUUCCUCACGACCACAGCGGUUUGAGAGAUGUUGUCCCUUCUACUCCUCAUAAAUCUAUACCGCUCACAACACCAGCAGGGACAAAUCUGUUGGAGCACUUGUAGAGCACAAUGAGUACAAGGCCCAGGGCAGGGGCCCACAGGGGACCCAUCCAGCCAGCACUAGAGGGGCCACCCCAGCCCCUGCCGGCCCCAGCAGGGAAAGACUUAGAGAGCCUGGCCCUUUGUCUGUCUCUCUUCUCAACGCCCACAGCUCCCAGAAACUAAAAAUGGUUUGACUGCUGCUUCACGCUUUGUCUCUCCCCACACCAACUGCUGCUUCACUCUGUCUCUCCCCACACCAACUGCUGCUUCACUCUGUCUCUCCCCACACCAACUGCUGCUUCACUCUGUCUCUCCCCACACCAACUGCUGCUU
This is a messenger RNA of Oncorhynchus kisutch (coho salmon), 7967 nucleotides long. It is a transcript of the gene cbx8a, whose product is annotated as chromobox homolog 8a (Pc class homolog, Drosophila). Gene Ontology annotation, biological process: negative regulation of transcription by RNA polymerase II. Gene Ontology annotation, molecular function: chromatin binding; hormone activity. The transcript is spliced from 7 exons. The coding region runs from base 6511 to 7404 and encodes 297 amino acids. The record is from RefSeq and is a predicted model, not a curated record. Gene Ontology annotation, cellular component: PRC1 complex; chromatin. Lineage: Eukaryota; Metazoa; Chordata; Actinopteri; Salmoniformes; Salmonidae.